Haliotis rubra (blacklip abalone) is the source of this 2284-nucleotide messenger RNA. RefSeq lists its product as uncharacterized. The record is from RefSeq and is a predicted model, not a curated record. The coding region runs from base 166 to 2127 and encodes 653 amino acids. NCBI's taxonomy places the organism in Eukaryota, Metazoa, Mollusca, Gastropoda, Lepetellida, Haliotidae. The transcript is spliced from 11 exons.
GACGCGUUGGGACACGGAAGGCUGAGUUGGCAACACUUCCACACUCACUAUACAUCGUCUACGACUGUAAUCAGACAACACCUGGAUCAUAUCGAAGGAAGGCUGAGACAAGAUCAGAGCAACCGCGGUAUUUAACGACACUCCGACGUAUAUCUGGCGACAAGGAUGGGCAGUUUGCCAGGCAAUAAGGAUGGCGCGGUCUCCAUGGACACGCCCCAGUCAUCUGGAAGUGACACAGAGACGACAGAUGAUCGAAGCCCUGACACCGCAACAUCGAAAGUGGGAAAGAAUACCUCUUACACCACCACCACUGUGAAAGGAUCGGAGAACAGCACAGUUACAGACAGCACCGUAAUUGGAGCUGCACAUGGCUGCACAUUUAAUCAGGGCGAGAAACAAAAGGAAAGACUGUCCUGUAUCAUCACUGAGGGUGCGAAUCCAAAACUUAAGAUAUCAGUUCCCGCACAAGAUGGAGGAACAUUAAUUUACGUUGAUUGUUCCAACGCUACAUUUCGUGACUGGUACUACUGUCAAAAUGUCGACAUCGAAAAAGCUUUCGCGUCAAUAUGGACCUUUGGAAAUAUUUUCGACGGUUUCAAAGCACCCAUUAUCAAUGGAGAAACCGGUGAUGCUUUCUUCGACCUAACUGCAAAGUUGAUGAAACGUUAUGGCUGUCUGUUGUACAAAGUUUACAAGAGAUGUCUCGUCAUAGAAUUUCUACAUGAAACAGAAGAAGGCAGAAACAAAAUGAUCAAAGAACAAGACACAGUGAGACAAAUGUUUCAAAAGUUUUUGGAAAGCGUUGAACCAAAUGCCCCAGUCUGUACUUUGGAAGUGAAAGGAAUAGAAACUCCAACUUUAAGUGCCAAACCAGAUACCGCUUCAAAAUAUACUGGGCAUGACGUCAGCUUGGAUUCAACACCAUCACGCCCACAAGCUCGAUCACCAGAGAUAGAGGAAGAACAGAUGUCUGAAUUCGAAUCCUAUCUUCUGAGAGAGAAAACGCACCCAGAGCAAACUGGGCAAGGCGUCAGGGUGUCCUUAACAUAUGCAAGCAAACAACCUCGAAAACAGUGGAUGAUACCUGAAACGUUCUUUAAGAAAGAACAGUUUGAUGCAGAGGAGACGGACAGAGGGACAUUCAUUGAGCUCGGCGACAGAUCUGACUGUAAAAUAUGCUUGGGUGUGCGUCAUGAUUGUGAAGAUGACCUGUCAAGGUUGGAAAACGUAUUCUUCACUCAUGUGGACCAUCCUAAGACACCCAUGACUGGGAGCACUUUCAAGCUUCAAUUCUCUAAGAUACUGACUGCUAUUGGAAAUUCCCAUGGUGGUGUUCUUAUACUUCAUGGGUCCAACAUACCUGGUUCCUUGGAUUUUCAGGAGUAUAUUAAUCGAAUUAUUGGUUCAAUCUUCACGCAGGAAAUAGAUCAAUGUGAAGUAUUUAAAACACAAAAGAUCGGAAAGUAUAAGUAUAUGUUGAGAAUAGACGUCGAGCCAUCAGAUAUUUUUCUCACGCUUGAUUACAAAACAAAGUUUUCUGAGGACAAAUUGAGAAAUGCCUCAAACGAGAAAGUCCGGCGCCGCCUGUUUUCUUCGCGUAUAUCAGAGAGUUCAAAUGCUGAUUUGAGGGGUAUUUUCUCCCAGCAUCAAAAUCGAGGAGCUUUGAGGUUGAACUGUCAGAAAGACUAUGCCGUGUCUCCUAUGCAACCUGGGCUCUUACAUACCCUAGUGAGUGAGAUGACUAGACUAUCUGUUCCUGAACAUGUAUCGGCCCUCUCAAAGAAAAAGAACGGCGGAACAAUACACGUUGUUUACUCCGAGCUCAAGUUUGAUGAGAUUCCUCUGGAUCUACAAAAGCGUAUAAAGGAUCAUCUGAUGCAAGCAAUGAUGGAGAAGUUCCGUAUUCAGAAAAACAAACAUUCAAAGCAUUUACUUCAAGUCUCUGAUGUGUUUUACAUAGAAUUAUCCAAAGAUACGGAAACUGGAGGCUGCAUUAUAGAGAUCGCUGUGGGACAUGUCAAUGGCUGUGUGUUCUACGACCCUGAAGGACCCGAAUCGUAUACAAUUGAAGGGGACAAAUGUGUUCGACUGCCCUUUAGAAAAUGGAUUGAGGAAGCCUUUGAGUGAACGCGACAGUGAGGAAUCGACGACCUAAAAUAAGGCCAGAAAUUCUUGGAAAAUGCUUUAUGGUUUGAUUAUCAAUAUGAUGAAAUUGACACAAGAUAAAAGCACAUAUAUGAUACAUGUACGACUCUACCUAGUUGGAUAUUAAAGCUCAGGUGAA